AUGGACAACAAUAGCGUCCUCAAUUUCCUCUACGACAAAGUGCUCGAGGGGUUCACGCAAGCGCGUGACAUUUCGCCGGACGAGCUGGCAUGGCCGCUGAAGCUGCUCCUUAUUUUGCUGGGCUAUUCGACGGUGGCGUUGCCAUGUUUCGUGUUCAUCUACUACGUCAGGCAGCGAUAUACAGGCCGCGAAGGCAAGGAGCCCAACUCCUUACUGGGGCAAUUGGCAAAAGCGUUCGCCAUCGGCCACCCAGAAUAUCUACUGGCCCAGCCGCUCGUCAAUGAGACGAGCCCGAAAAAGAAGGAGGAAAGUUCCAAUGCGCGGCGGCAUCUAUGGAACGACUUACUGGCGUUGGCCUUCUUUUUUAUGGGCAUCCAGUCAACUCUGGUAAUGAUGGGCUUUUUCCAAGAGCGAAUUAUCACCCAGGGAUACCCGUCAUCGACAGAUCCCCUCAUCAUGGACAAGUUUGGCGACGCGCAAUUCCUCGUCUUUUGCAAUCGAAUUAUCGCGCUCGUCAUCGUGUUUGUUGUGCUUGGAUAUAAUUGGUCGAGGCAACCACCCCAUGUCCCUCCAUUCUAUCAACACGCCUGGACGUCAUUCUCAAACACCAUCUCGUCGUGGUGCCAAUAUGAGGCCCUCAAAUACGUCUCUUUCCCCACACAGACAAUUUGCAAGGCUUCUAAAGUUGUGGCGACGAUGGUGAUGGGCACCAUUGUACGAGGACAGCGGUAUUCGUGUGCCGAGUAUCUCUGCGGUGCCUUCAUCGCCGCCGGAGCCUCAGUCUUCCUGCUAGCCAGUAGCAGCGCGGGCAUCGGCGAGACGACGACCACCGUCUCGGGGAUGAUCCUGAUGUUCGGGUACCUCGUCUUCGACGCGUUCACCCUCAAUUGGCAAAAGAAGCUCUUCGACGUCAAGCCAAAAGUCAGCAAAUACCAGAUGAUGUUCGGUGUGAACGUCUUCUCGGCGGUGUUGUGCGCCGUGUCGCUGGCCGAGCAGGGAACCCUCUUCACGUCGAUGGAGUUUGCGACGACGCAUCGCGGGUUUAUCAGGGACGUCUUCCUACUGUCCCUCUCCGGGGCGACCGGCCAGCUGUUCAUCUACUCGACCAUCGAACGCUUCGGCCCCAUUGUAUUUUCUGUAAUUAUGACGAUAAGACAGAUGCUGUCCAUCUUGCUCUCAUCUUUCUACUACGGCCAUCCGAUGUCGGCGUGGGCAUUUGUCGGCUUCUUCCUCGUCUUCGGCGCCAUGUUCUCCGAUAUUUAUCGAAGGUAUUCUCGACAACAAAUCGCGCCGGCCAAAGGCGGCAAGCAUCAGGGU
Mesorhabditis spiculigera is the source of this 1317-nucleotide messenger RNA. Lineage: Eukaryota; Metazoa; Nematoda; Chromadorea; Rhabditida; Rhabditidae. The record is from the annotation of a GenBank genome assembly.